UCAAAAUGGCUACCACGAAUGAUUCGAAGGCGCCUUUGCGCCAAGUAAAAAGAGUACAAUUUGGUAUAUUAUCACCAGAUGAAAUCCGACGUAUGUCAGUCACAGAUGGAGGCAUUCGCUUCCCUGAAACUAUGGAGGGGGGAAGGCCCAAGCUGGGUGGACUCAUGGAUCCUCGACAAGGGGUGAUCGAUAGAAGUUCCAGAUGCCAAACGUGCGCUGGAAACAUGACGGAGUGUCCUGGUCACUUUGGUCACAUUGAUUUGGCCAAACCAGUGUUUCACAUUGGUUUCAUAACAAAAACAAUAAAAAUUUUGAGAUGCGUUUGUUUUUAUUGUUCAAAACUGCUUGUCAGUCCGACAAAUCCAAAAAUCAAAGAGGUGGUGAUGAAAUCUAAGGGUCAGCCACGUAAAAGGUUGACAUAUGUAUAUGACUUGUGCAAAGGCAAAAAUAUUUGUGAGGGUGGUGAAGAUAUGGAUAUAGGGAAGGAAGGUGAAGAGGGGAAGAAAGGUACAGGUCAUGGAGGUUGCGGACAUUACCAGCCAUCCAUUAGAAGACAGGGUUUGGACGUCACUGCUGAAUGGAAGCAUGCAAAUGAGGACACACAAGAAAAGAAAAUUAUAAUCACAGCUGAAAGAGUUUGGGAAAUUUUAAAGCAUAUCACAGAUGAAGAGUCAUUCAUAUUGGGUAUGGAUCCUAAAUUUGCUAGACCAGAUUGGAUGAUUGUCACUGUAUUACCUGUGCCACCACUAUCAGUGCGACCUGCAGUUGUCAUGUUCGGUGCUGCUAAAAAUCAAGAUGACUUGACACACAAACUUUCUGACAUUAUUAAAGCUAAUAAUGAGCUUAUGAGGAAUGAACAAUCAGGAGCUGCAGCCCAUGUUUUAGCUGAGAACAUCAGAUUAUUGCAAUUCCAUGUGGCUACUUUUGUGGAUAAUGAUAUGCCGGGUAUGCCAAAAGCCAUGCAGAAGUCAGGAAAACCACUAAAAGCUAUAAAAGCUCGCCUCAAGGGUAAGGAAGGCAGAAUCCGUGGAAACCUUAUGGGCAAACGUGUGGACUUCUCGGCUCGUACUGUCAUCACACCAGAUCCCAAUUUACGUAUUGAUCAAGUAGGCGUACCCAGAUCAAUUGCACAAAAUUUAACAUUCCCAGAGCUUGUCACACCUUUCAAUAUCGACAGAAUGCAAGAAUUAGUGCGCAGAGGAAAUGCACAGUACCCAGGAGCAAAGUACAUUGUUCGUGACAAUGGCGAGAGAAUUGAUUUGAGAUUCCACCCUAAACCCUCAGAUUUGCAUUUGCAGUAUGGUUACAAAGUUGAGAGACAUUUAAGAGAUGAUGAUCUGGUGAUCUUCAACCGUCAACCUACUCUCCACAAAAUGAGUAUGAUGGGCCACAGAGUAAAAGUGCUUCCGUGGUCAACUUUUCGUAUGAAUUUAAGUUGCACUUCGCCAUAUAACGCUGAUUUUGAUGGUGAUGAAAUGAAUCUUCAUGUGCCACAAUCAAUGGAAACCCGUGCUGAAGUGGAAAACAUUCACAUUACACCCAGACAAAUUAUUACACCACAAGCCAACAAACCUGUUAUGGGUAUUGUACAAGAUACAUUAACAGCUGUAAGAAAAAUGACUAAACGAGAUGUAUUCCUGACAAAAGAACAAGUGAUGAACCUUCUUAUGUUCUUACCCACUUGGGAUGGGAAAAUCCCACAACCAUGCAUUUUGAAACCACAACCUCUUUGGACUGGAAAACAGAUAUUUACCUUGAUCAUUCCUGGUAAUGUAAACAUGAUUCGAACUCAUUCCACACAUCCUGAUGAAGAGGAUGAUGGCCCAUACAAAUGGAUUUCACCUGGUGACACUAAAGUUGUUGUAGAACAUGGUGAACUUCUCAUGGGUAUCUUGUGUAAAAAAUCUUUGGGUGCUUCAGCAGGUUCUUUGUUGCAUAUUUGCAUGUUGGAAUUGGGACAUGAAACAGCUGGACGAUUUUAUGGUAACAUUCAAACUGUCAUCAAUAACUGGCUUCUCCUGGAAGGCCACUCUAUCGGUAUUGGCGAUACCAUUGCCGAUCCUCAAACAUAUCAAGAAAUUCAGCGUGCUAUCGUUAAAGCUAAAGACGAUGUAAUAGAAGUCAUUCAAAAAGCCCACAACAUGGAGCUGGAACCUACACCAGGUAACACUCUCAGACAGACAUUCGAAAAUCAAGUAAAUCGUAUUCUGAACGACGCUCGUGACAAAACUGGUGGAUCAGCCAAAAAGUCUCUUACUGAGUACAAUAACCUUAAAGCUAUGGUGGUCGCCGGUUCAAAAGGAUCAAACAUCAAUAUUUCUCAGGUUAUUGCCUGUGUGGGUCAACAAAACGUUGAAGGUAAACGCAUACCUUUCGGUUUCCGUAAAAGAACAUUGCCGCACUUCAUCAAAGAUGAUUACGGUCCAGAGUCUAGAGGGUUUGUAGAAAAUUCUUACCUUGCCGGCUUGACGCCUUCGGAAUUUUAUUUCCACGCUAUGGGAGGUCGUGAAGGUCUUAUCGAUACUGCUGUGAAAACUGCUGAGACUGGAUAUAUUCAACGACGUCUAAUAAAGGCUAUGGAGUCUGUAAUGGUACAUUACGACGGCACUGUCCGUAAUUCAGUCGGACAGCUGAUUCAGUUAAGGUACGGCGAAGACGGUCUAGCUGGAGAAACAGUGGAGUUCCAAAAUCUGCCAACAGUCAAAUUAUCUAACAAAGCGUUUGAAAAGAAGUUUAAAUUCGAUCCUUCAAAUGAAAGAUACUUGAAGAGAAUAUUUAAUGAAGACAUCAUCAAGGAACUCACAGAAUCUGGUUAUGUUAUUGGUGAUCUUGAAAGCGAAUGGGAGCAACUUUGCAAAGAUAGAGAAAUUCUUCGUCAAAUCUUCCCUAGUGGCGAAUCUAAAGUUGUACUGCCCUGCAACUUCAAGAGGAUGAUUUGGAAUGUGCAAAAGAUUUUCCACAUUGACAAGAGACUUCCCACAGAUCUGAGCCCAAUUAAAGUCAUACAAGGUGUGAAGGAUCUUCUGAAGAAGUGCGUUAUUGUAGCGGGCGAAGAUCGUUUGUCUAAACAAGCUAAUGAAAACGCUACUCUGCUUUUCCAAUGUCUAGUAAGGUCCACUCUAUGCACAAAGUUUGUGUCUGAAGAAUACCGACUCUCUAGUGAAGCUUUUGAAUGGUUGAUUGGAGAAAUUGAAACUCGCUUCCAACAGGCGCAAGUCAAUCCAGGUGAAAUGGUAGGAGCUUUGGCUGCCCAGUCACUGGGAGAACCUGCCACUCAGAUGACACUGAACACUUUCCAUUUUGCUGGUGUAUCUUCCAAAAACGUAACCCUUGGUGUACCCCGAUUGAAGGAAAUUAUCAACAUUUCGAAGAAACCGAAAGCUCCAUCUCUAACUGUAUUCUUAACUGGAGGAGCAGCCAGAGACGCGGAGAAAGCUAAGAAUGUUCUUUGCAGAUUAGAACACACCACUCUUCGCAAAGUCACUGCAAACACUGCAAUUUAUUAUGAUCCUGACCCCCAAAACACCGUCAUUGCUGAAGAUCAGGAAUUCGUUAAUGUCUAUUACGAAAUGCCUGAUUUUGAUCCCACAAAAAUAUCUCCAUGGCUUUUGCGUAUUGAAUUGGAUCGAAAGAGAAUGACAGAUAAGAAAUUGACUAUGGAACAGAUUGCUGAGAAGAUUAAUGCUGGAUUUGGAGAUGAUUUGAAUUGUAUCUUCAACGACGAUAACGCCGAGAAGCUUGUGUUACGUAUUAGGAUUAUGAACAAUGAAGAAAGUAAAUUCCAAGACAAUGAUGAAGAGACUGUUGAUAAAAUGGAAGACGACAUGUUCCUUAGAUGUAUUGAGGCAAACAUGUUGUCAGACAUGACUCUCCAGGGCAUAGAAGCUAUUGCAAAAGUGUAUAUGCAUUUACCUCAGACUGAAGCCAAGAAACGUAUAAUUAUCACCGAACAGGGAGAAUUUAAAGCUAUUGCUGAAUGGCUACUUGAAACUGACGGUACUUCUUUGAUGAAAGUACUUUCUGAAAGGGACGUCGACCCGAUCAGGACAUUCAGUAACGACAUUUGUGAGAUAUUCCAAGUAUUGGGUAUAGAAGCUGUGCGUAAAUCAGUGGAGAAAGAAAUGAACGCUGUCUUGCAGUUCUACGGCCUGUACGUAAACUACCGUCACCUUGCUUUGCUUUGUGACGUAAUGACAGCUAAAGGUCAUCUUAUGGCCAUCACUCGUCACGGAAUUAACAGACAAGAUACUGGAGCGCUUAUGAGAUGCUCUUUCGAAGAAACUGUUGACGUGUUGCUUGAUGCUGCAAGUCACGCUGAAGUAGACCCUAUGAGAGGUGUAUCUGAAAACAUCAUUAUGGGACAAUUACCGAGAAUGGGAACAGGUUGUUUCGAUUUGUUACUCGAUGCCGAAAAGUGCAAACAUGGCAUGGAAAUGGGUGGUCUUGGUGUUGGAAUGGGUGUUGGUGGUGGCAUGUACUUCGGCGUCGGCACUCCGUCUAUGACACCUCUGAUGACACCAUGGUCAAAUCAGAACACACCUGGAUACGCUAGUAGCGUAUGGUCGCCUGGUCAAGUGGGAAGCAGUAUGACACCUGGAGGACCAUCGUUCUCGCCUUCGGGCGCUUCAGAUGCAUCAGGUCUAUCGCCAGCGUACAGUGCGUGGUCGCCUCAACCAGGUUCCCCCGGAUCUCCCGGACCCCCGCUGUCCCCAUAUGCGUCACCUGCUGGAGCGUCUCCAUCGUAUUCCCCAACAAGCCCCGUAUAUGCCCCGGCUUCUCCAAGUCUCACUCCCACAUCGCCUCACUACUCUCCAACCAGCCCAUCUUAUUCCCCGACGUCACCCAAUUAUUCUCCUACUUCUCCGAUCUAUUCACCGACAUCUCCAAGCUACUCGCCGACGUCGCCAGGCUACUCACCUACAUCUCCGUCGUAUUCGCCGACGUCGCCCAGCUACUCCCCGACAUCGCCGAGUUACUCGCCCACGAGUCCUGCGUACUCCCCGACGUCUCCCAGCUAUUCGCCUACUUCCCCAAGUUAUUCACCUACAAGUCCAUCCUAUUCACCUACGAGCCCGUCGUACUCACCAACGAGCCCGGCAUAUUCUCCGGCAUCACCCGGAUAUUCUCCAUCGUCCCCUAGUUAUUCUCCGACUAGUCCAGUGUACAGCCCUGCUUCGCCGAGCUAUUCGCCGUCUUCUCCGAAUUACACUCCUACUUCGCCGGCGUAUUCGCCAACGAGCCCGUCGUACUCGCCGACUUCCCCCGCGUAUUCUCCAACUUCGCCGAGUUAUUCGCCAUCAUCGCCGAAGUAUUCACCAUCGCCGAAUUACUCUCCGACUUCCCCGUCAGUUGCCGGAGGCAGUCCUACAUAUUCACCGACAAGUCCUCAAUAUUCUCCGACGAGUCCGCAGUACUCGCCUACAAGUCCGACUUACUCGCCGUCGUCCCCGCAGCACCCGGCGAGCACUCGUUAUUCCCCGUCGUCCCCGAAUUAUUCCCCGUCGUCACCCAACUAUUCUCCAUCGUCGCCGGGCUAUUCUCCGUCAUCCACCAAGUAUUCCCCGACAUCGCCGACUUACACUCCUACCUCUCCCAAUUAUUCCCCGUCUUCUCCAGCGUACUCUCCCUCGUCAGCCGGCCCUACCACUUAUUCUCCAACGUCCCCGAGCUACUCUCCUACUUCUCCCACUUACGAGGAUAGUGACGACUAAACCAAAAGUGGAGUUCCAUUGUAUAAUGAUAUCUUUGAAUGUUAUGUAUUUUUUUGUAAAACGAUAUUGAAUUUAUCGCACUCGUUUGCAGUAAAUUAAGUUAUUUCCAAUAAGAUCCCAUUCUGGAUUAAUAUUAGUGUUAUGGUGAGUGAUCAAUUUUUUGUUGGGUCUGUUGCAUCACCUUGAACUGACUGGUUUCUCAAAGCAUUGUGAUUUUAUAAAAUUGGUAAGGACCCAAUAGUUACUCAGAGAAAUUAUAGACGGGAGUCUGUUGCUAUUCGCACGCAUUUCCCUUUGCCGAAGUACAUGAACAUUCGGUUCGAGUUUUGUUAUUUGUGUGACAGCUUCUUUUUCUUAUGCGUUAGAGAUGUUGAUUUUUUCUUAUGUGUGCUGUACGCGUAUACAUCACCUGUCUCAAAAAACGAUGAAAAAAAGUGUAAAACUAUCCCAAAGACAUCUCCCGUCUAUAAUUUCCCCCCGUUUAUAAGUUAUAUCUAACAUUCAAAUAAGUAUACUAGUUUGUAUUAAAUUUUAAAAUGAUAAAUGUAAGUUCAACAAAAUAUGAAUUAAAAAUUAAAAUCCA
Molecule: messenger RNA, 6294 nt
Organism: Pectinophora gossypiella (pink bollworm)
Lineage: Eukaryota; Metazoa; Arthropoda; Insecta; Lepidoptera; Gelechiidae
Gene: RpII215
Product: DNA-directed RNA polymerase II subunit RPB1
Exons: 7
Coding region: 6-5711 (1901 amino acids)
Biological process (GO): transcription by RNA polymerase II
Cellular component (GO): RNA polymerase II, core complex
Molecular function (GO): DNA binding
Source: RefSeq, a predicted model, not a curated record